Pieris napi is the source of this 792-nucleotide messenger RNA. Its product is annotated as protein crumbs-like. Lineage: Eukaryota; Metazoa; Arthropoda; Insecta; Lepidoptera; Pieridae. Gene Ontology annotation, biological process: Notch signaling pathway. Gene Ontology annotation, molecular function: calcium ion binding; Notch binding. Bases 1 to 792 code for a protein of 263 amino acids. The transcript has 5 exons. The record is from RefSeq and is a predicted model, not a curated record.
AUGGGUAAAAUCAAGGGUAAACGGCGUGUUGGUAGAAGGAAGAAAUCAUGGCUUUGCAACGUCUGGGAGUGGACGGGUUGCAACUGCGAAAAAGUUGCUGCAUCUGACAUAGGUCAUGCGCUUCAAGAGACUGACGGCCAACCUCCAGUAAUGGAGAGAUACGGCGGUACCGAUGAGACUUUGGUAGCGGCGUCUCUGAAGGGUGGUGAGUUGUUGGUACACCUGCGGUUCAACCACACACCCGAGGAUUACACUGUGGGGGGUACCAGGCUUGAUAACGGACACUUGCAUCUGAUACAGGUGGUACGAAAUUCAACACUGGUACAAGUGAAGUUGAACGGCACUGAAUACUUUAGGAAGUCGAUAUCAGCCGCUAAGCAACUUGAUGCACAGAUACUAUACCUUGGUGGUCCACCAACACCAAUUGUGCCCACCGAAUCGACUCUUCUUCCAAACACAACACAAGCGCCCAACCCCGAACCAGACGAUUCCGAGUACUUCAAAGGUGUCAUUCAAGACGUCCAAAUAUCAAAUGGACUGAAUGUAACCAUUGUAGAAUUUUUCCCUCUGCGAGUCGAGGGCGUGUCCCUCCCCCUUCCAUUUGGGGAGGUGGAGCUGGACUCGAGUGGGGUUUUAGAGGGCGUAGUGUCGGAUGACGUGUGCGCGUCUACGCCCUGCCAUCAUAACGCGACGUGUACUAAUACGUGGAAUGAUUAUAUGUGCACCUGUCCACGUGGUUACAAAGGAAAGCAAUGUGAUGAGGUCGAGUUCUGUCAGCUGCCGAAACCUUGA